GAGUCUUCUGGGCCAUUAUGGCAGUCAAGUGGACUGGUGGACAUUCUUCUCCUAUUCUCUGCCUGAAUGCAAGUAAAGAAGGACUAGUGGCUUCUGGAGCAGAGGGUGGAGAUCUCAUCACUUGGGGUGAAGAUGGGACUCUAUUAGGACACAUCCAGUUCCAAGGGGCUGAUGAUGUUACUAGUGUCUUAUUUUCUCACUCCCGUCCCACCAAGCUCUAUGCCUCACAUGGAGAAACUAUUAGCAUAAUGGAUGUCAGAUUCCUCAAAAGUUCCCUGGACCAAUUUCAUGUGAACGAAGAAGAAAUCAAUUGUCUUUCAUUGAAUGAAACUGAAAACCUGCUGGCUUCUGCUGAUGACUCUGGGGCAAUCAAAAUUCUAGAUUUGGAAAAUAAGAAAGUUAGCAGAUCCCUGAAGAAACAUUCCAAUAUCUGUUCCUCUAUAGCUUUUCGACCUCGGAGGCCUCAGAGCCUGGUAUCAUGUGGACUGGAUAUGCAGGUGAUGCUGUGGAAUCUUCAGAAAGCCCGGCCACUGUGGAUUACAAAUUUACAAGAGGAUGAAACAGAAGAAAUGGAAAGCCCACAAUCACCUGGUCAGCUCUUAAACCCUGCUCUAGCCCACUCUGUCUCUGUGGCAUCGUGUGGUAAUAUUUUUAGUUGUGGUGCAGAAGAUGGUAAGAUUCGAAUCUUUAGGGUGAUGGGAGUCAAGUGUGAACAGGAACUGGGAUUUAAGGGCCACACUUUGGGGGUAUCCCAGGUCUACUUUCUCCCAGAAUCCUAUUUGCUGCUUACUGGAGGGAAUGAUGGGAAGAUAAUGUUGUGGGAUGUGAGCAGUGAAGUUGAGAAAAAACAGAAGAGUCCUGCAAAGCAUACCCACAGGAAGAAAACUAAAAGAGCAACUUAUACCAAGCAGGGUGGAAAUACUAAUGCUUCAGUAGCAGAUGAGGAAGAACAUGGCAGAAUUUCACCAAAGCUAUAUAUUGAACAUGGAGAAAAAGUGAACUGGCUCUUGGGUACAAAAAUAAAGGGGCACCAAAAUAUAUUAGUAGCUGAUCAAACUAGUUGUAUAUCUGUAUAUCUCUUAAAUGAAUUUUAAAUCCAAUAAAAUCAUUUGAAGAA
Galeopterus variegatus (Sunda flying lemur) is the source of this 1117-nucleotide messenger RNA. Its product is annotated as WD repeat-containing protein 53. Gene Ontology annotation, molecular function: protein binding. NCBI's taxonomy places the organism in Eukaryota, Metazoa, Chordata, Mammalia, Dermoptera, Cynocephalidae. The transcript is spliced from 2 exons. Bases 18 to 1094 code for a protein of 358 amino acids. The record is from RefSeq and is a predicted model, not a curated record.